ACUUGGAAUUGAAUUGUUCAUUGUUAUAGUGUCUCUGCCAUAACUGCUUCUAGAGAUCGUAUUAUUUUUGUUAUACAUUCCAUCUGAUCACUCAUCAGUUGUAGGAGGUGGAAUAUAUUCACUAUUAAAUGCUGCAUUCGGGUUUUCAGAUAUGAAUCAUGUUUGUUAUCCGCAUAACAUCUGCCUAUUUAUGAAACUUAAUACUGCAAAUUUUGAUUUCUCACUUGCUCCUUUCAUGUUCAGCCGGAAAUAGUGUGCCACUUUACUUGCUGAAAUUCUGCAGAGAAGGGUAAAAAAGGCAACCUCUUAACAAUUCAUAGCUAGUCCGACUAUGGGGAAUAAGAUAAACUCGAAGGCAUUGGUGGAUAAGGGGAGCAACAAAGUUAUCUUCAUAGAGUCCGAGAGUGCUUUUGUUGAUGUUCUUGUAAGUUUCUUGACAAUCCCCUUAGGAACAAUACUCAAGCUUGGUCGUGAGCAUUCAGCACCAGUGGAUAUAGGAUGCAUGAACAAUUUGUAUUCAAGUGUGAAGGAAAUUGACGUAAGUAAGUUGCGUUCAGAUGCAUGUAGAGAAAUGUUGUUGCUUCCCCACAACGCGGCUGAACCUCAUUGCAAGAACCUUGUAUUGCAAAUUGAUCACAAAGCCAAGCCAACACAGUACUUUGUAUGCCCUUAUACUCUUUGUAUGAUGGAUGCCACAAGAAGGUUCUUCAGUUAUUACCGAGGUAUCUCUAAUCCAUGGUGCCAACAUUCCAUGGAUCGUGAGAUUACAUUUUCUGUGGAUGUUGCAAGCGCAUUUGUAACAGAGUCAGCCAGGCUUCUGAUUACCGAUGAUUUACAACUGAUCUCCCCUUUUAGCAAAUCAAUCGAUUCUUUAUUUACAAAUCUUGGAGUCACCAAUAGGACUACUACCGAGGAGUUGAAUAUGAAUAUUGGAGUUGAUGAGGUUAUGAAUUUGCUUAUAAGCUCCUUAGUAUCAAAGACACCAUUGACCGAAACUCUACUGAAGCAUAAACGCGUGGCCAAACGGAGCAAUGAAAAUAAUUAUCAAGCCAUACACAUUGAUCCUCAAACAGUAGGGGAGACAGUGCUGACGGAAGAAGACAACAUUUCUAUCAAGCUGAUAAUUAGCAAAUCCAAGAACAUUGUUUGCUACGCAGAAGCCGGGGAGGAUUUUGUUAAUUUACUUUUCAGUUUCCUAACUCUGCCACUUGGGUUUGUAGCAAAGCAGAUACAGGAUGGGUCUCUGAAGGGAUGCAUUGAUCAGUUAUACCGGAGCAUCCAAGAUCUCGAUGAACAAUACUUGAAGUCAAAUCAUCACAAGGAAAUGCUACUGAAUCCGAAGCUUGUUCCUGGUUUUUGCUACAAGAGUCUUUUGGGAAUUGAGGAAGCCUCAUAUUAUUAUCUCGACGGCAAGCUAACUACCGAUAGUUCCCUUAUCCCUUCUAAUACGCCAUUGGAGUCAUGUAAAAUCGAACCCACAGAUAACAACUCCAGUGCUAGAGGAUUUUUGAAAGGACCGGCGUCUUUCACAGUAGCUGACAAUCUGGUCAUAAGACCGAUAUCUACAAUCUUUGAGCUGUCUGUUCUUGACAAACUGAAUGUACCUUUCACCGACACUGAAAAUAGAGUUGUUCUUAUGGGCAAGAAGGAGGCUUUGAGUCUUCUGGUGGCUUCUUUUGCUAGUGACUCUGCCCUAACUAAUGCCUUCAUUAGCAAGCCAUAUCAAGCAUAACCAGAGCUUGGCUAUUUAAGAUGAAGAAUGUACUAAUUUCAAACAGGACUGUAAUGUUUUCAUGAUUAUGCAAAUUUGGGAUUGGUGUUUGCGUGUGUGGGCAAGUUCGAAUGUACUAAUUUCAUUUUAUUACAACAUGAGUGGACAAUAAUUUUAUAUUUUGAAAAUAGUAUCCUAAAUAAAACAUAUGUUGUAAUGUCGGUGGAAUGGAAUGAAAACACCACGUAGCGGUCGCAGUGUUAUGGUUGAUA
Messenger RNA from Malus domestica (apple), 1983 nucleotides. NCBI's taxonomy places the organism in Eukaryota, Viridiplantae, Streptophyta, Magnoliopsida, Rosales, Rosaceae. The record is from RefSeq and is a predicted model, not a curated record.